This is a messenger RNA of Chrysoperla carnea, 1080 nucleotides long. RefSeq lists its product as uncharacterized. The transcript is spliced from 2 exons. NCBI's taxonomy places the organism in Eukaryota, Metazoa, Arthropoda, Insecta, Neuroptera, Chrysopidae. Bases 222 to 1070 code for a protein of 282 amino acids. The record is from RefSeq and is a predicted model, not a curated record.
CAAUAUGAAACAUGUACUGUUGCGUCAUGUGAAUUUAUACCGAAACGGCUUUUCCAGUUAAGAGGACAUCACUAACAGAACAAACAGAAAAUCAUCUUCUUUACAGUGGUGUAAUUUAUUCCGAAUUUAAAUUUGGGACGAAGAGGUUCGAUUCAACUCAAGCAGUAUUCAUCUGAAGAAAAACUCAAGAAAAGUCCAUCCAUCCAAGAAGUAUUUUAGUCAUGAUGCAUGCAGCUGGUAUACAUUCAGCGUUGGCAAUCAAACGCCAACGCAAACGUCGUGAUGAACAACGGAAAGCACGCGAACGACGUUUUAGCUCACAUUCAACAGAAUCUGGUUUAACAUCGCCAAGAAACAGUAUUGGAAGUAUUGAGAAACAUAAACGUCAAAUACCACGACAUGGAAGUGCUGGUGAUUCUAAAGUGGUCUCUAGUAUUGGAAUGUUACAUAUUGGUGUUGUAUUUUUAGUAUUGGGUGUAUUUUUAUUAUUUUCUGGUUUAAUACCAGAUGAUUGGUCGUCAUGGAAUAGUGAAAAGUGGUGGAAUGAAUUAGUUGCAACUGGUGCAUUUUUCCUAGGUGUUGGUAUAUUUUUAUUAGUUGUACAUUUUAUAGUAAGCAAACAAGAAGAAGAUGAUUUAACAGAAUAUGUACAAACGCAAUUAACACGAUCACGAUCUGGACAUCGUUUAGAGCGUGAUGUUGAAACGGGUGUUUUAACAACAAAACAUCAUCGGCGUGCUCGUCAACAGAAACAAGACGAUCUUGAACGUGGUUUAGCUGAUUUUUCACCAAUUGAUGAUGAUUAUCCUGCUGUACAUAUUCCAUCCUCGUCACCAGCACAUUAUACCGCAACGUUGCAUCAAAAUGUGGAAAUUAAUGGUCAUUUAUCACAAAUAUUAGAAGAAGAUGCAUCGAAUGAACGAUUAGAUGCUGAAGUUAGAAAAUUGGAAAUGUUACAAAAAGAAGCGUUAUCAACAUCGACAACAGCUAGUUUAAGUCCUGGUUCACCAUCAGAGACACAAGAAUUAUUAUCAAAUGCUGGUCGGUACAUUAUACCAGCUAAAGUUUGAAAUAUUUUAA